AUGUUGCCCUCCCCAACCUCCAGUCGCACACGCGAUACCGGGCAGAUGACAUCCAGAGGAAUGCGUAGGUAUACACCUCAACUUCUCACCUCAGAGUCGCUGGAGGGCUUGGAGCAAGCUGUUCCUCCAGGAAACUCGCCCAGCAAUACCAAGUACCAAAGUUGGAAGUUCGAUAAACCAUUGCCAGAUAUUCCGCGUGCGACUUCCAGUGUUUACAGCCCUGACGAUGAAGCGACUGGGGUGAUCGAGAGCCAUUUACCUCCUUGUCCUCGGAAUACUCUAAUGCCUGAGCCACCCCCGCGUGGGCCUUCAAGAGCUCACAGUCUGGGUUCCUCAGAGCACUACCAGAAGGCCAUGCAUGAACCUCCUGCAGACGUGGAUAUACACCUACGGGUUCUGAAGAAGUCGUUAUCCCUCCAGCCCUGUGGAUAUCGAUCGGCGCCGAAUUUACUCCUUGAGACAGCAGCUCCCGCAUCGCUUUCGGCUCCCGCAGGCCCAUAUCAUCCCCAUUAUGGGUGGUCGUGGGGCCUGAAAUCGAAACCUCGUUCUAUAUCGACUUAUGCACUCCAUGGUAGUUCCACCACUGCCGAUCCAAUUUUUCCUAUUUCAGAUAAAGCUAUUGAGAGCGUCGGCCCAAUGCUGCUCCUUCCCUCUUCCGGCUACCAUCAGUGCGGAAAAGAUGAAAGUCGGGGCUCAUCAUUGGCAAUGGUGGAUGAUAGCGGAUCAGAGAUGUGCCGCUCCGAAAUCCUCAGUGAGCGUAUUCGGCCUCGACGGUAUUCGGAGGAUGUCCCCCUUGACGUUCACAUGGAACACCCACAGAGAACGGGACUGUCUUCCACGGGCCAGCUUCCGGUGGCUAGAGCGCGAAACCACCGCAUCCAACUAGUCGAAACCCAACACCAAACCGGAAAUCGUACAGAGCUAUUUUCUUUCUACUCUAACAGCAGCGUAUCCGAUCACAAUGUACAUAUUACUCCCACACCCAAUAAUACCCCAACGGCCUCAACCUUUGCCCGUCGCACAACCAAACAACUUGCUGUCCCGAUCUCCGACUACCAGCGCUACGGACCGAAAGCGUGCAAAACUAAACGUGACCACAGGCCUGGCACCAUGUUCAAGCGCAGGAUGACGAAACCCAAAACAAAACGCGCCUCUCUUCAGCUGCCACCGUUGCCACCAUCUCCCGUACCACUUCGGCAAUACUAUCAGCAAAACCACCGUUAUUCUCAGUCGCAAUCACAAACACAAUGUCAAUCCCAAUUCCUUUCCACCCCCUUAACACUCCUCCCGCGCCGUAUGAAAUCCUUUCUCUCAAAAGCAUUUCAUAGCCGGAAUAUAACCACAUCCGUUAAACCCUUGCGGCCUCCACGGCCUCCAUCCCCUUCGCCGAUGAGGUACUUCCCCUCUCCUCCGCCACCCCCGCCACCGCCUCCACCACCGUGCCUCCACCCACCUACACAACAACAGCAAGAUGGCCAAUGGAACCAGCAGGAUAAACUACAGCAGGAGUGGCAAGAGCAGCAGCAGCAAUGUCAGCAAGAAAACCAGGAGAAAGAGCGGAGCCAAAGGGGGGGGAACUUGUUCCGAAGGAGUAUGGCGGUGACGAGGGAACGGUUGGGAUUGGGACCAUCAAGUACCGAUGUGCGGAAGAUGACAUUGAAGGAUCGAAUUGUGUUCGUGGGGCCAACGGAUCCGGCCGCGGUGGCGGAAGAUAGGGUUGAUGAAUGGGUUUGA
Histoplasma mississippiense is the source of this 1734-nucleotide messenger RNA. RefSeq lists its product with no specific name. Gene Ontology annotation, molecular function: microtubule binding; actin binding. Lineage: Eukaryota; Fungi; Ascomycota; Eurotiomycetes; Onygenales; Ajellomycetaceae. Gene Ontology annotation, biological process: actin filament polymerization. The transcript has a single exon. Bases 1 to 1734 code for a protein of 577 amino acids. The record is from RefSeq and is a predicted model, not a curated record. Gene Ontology annotation, cellular component: cytoplasm; actin filament.